CAGAAGCGCUCUAUCCGCUGACGAUGUAGCAGGAAGAUCCGCAGCGUUGGCGACAUAUGAAGAAGAUCGGGAUGGUGACGGCGCCCGACAUGGGCUUUGUGGCCGCCAAAACCGGGUUUCGGCUCUUCAUGGCGGCCGAGCGACCAAAGCACGCCGACAAGACCAUCACGGAGGCCACGCAGCUGGUGCGCCGACAGUGGGAACAAAUGUCCGAGGAUGAAGAACAAGGUAGGUAGGUAUGCAGACACACCACACGCACGCACACGGAUGGAUGGAUGGAUGAUCUGCAAUGACAACUUCUCUUUGGCAGCAUGGGAGUCACGCGCCGCCCAGAACCAUGCCGCUGCAGCCCCAUCUCCGCAGGACGUCCCGCCGGCUGCCCAUGUGGAGGAGACCGCCAUGCCGCCAGCGGCUGAGGAGCCCCCGCGGCCCGCAGACGAGGAGGGAGGAGAUCUCGAAUAUGGGGAUGAUGGCCCUGAGGUGGAUGACGAACUCAUGGACGAACUCAUGGGCGACCACGCCGCGGACGUCGAUAUGGAUGUGGAAAUGGAGGGGGGGGCGAUAGGAGAGGAUGACCAUGGUGGCGAGGGUGUGGUUGAGGGGGACGGUGAGAGGGAUGACCAGGUAGCAGCAGAAGGGGGCGGCGAGGAGGGGGGCAUCGACGCAGACGGGCCUGACGGUGUGGAUGUGGGUGGUGGGGGUGGUGACGGCUCGGAUGGCACCGACAACACAGCGGCCAAGCCUGCCCCCGGCCCCAAGCCGAAGCGCAACCAGUCGGCCUACAUGCUGUUCCUCCAGGCCCAGCGUAUCAAGCGGGCAGACCAGGAGAAGAGCAGAAAAGAACAACAGCAGCAGCAGGAGGAGGGGAAUGGCACUGAGGGCAACGCUAUUGUAGUCGAGGAUGCCGCCGACGGGCAGCAGGGCAAGAAGAAAAAGGCAAAUGUAAGUACUCACACGCGGGGAGGGAGAGGGAGAAGCCUUGAUUAAGUGAGGGACCCAUCUCUUUGUCCGUCUGUCUUGUCCGUGUGGCUGUCUGUGGACGCAUUGCAGGCUACGGAGCAGACGAAGGAGUUCUCUGCCAUAUGGCGCAACCUCACGGCCGAGCAGAAGAAGGUCAGCCAGUCAGCCAAUCCUAAAUGCCAUCCAUCCAUUUCUUCGUCCCAUCCUGGUGUGUAUCAGGUGUGGGAGAGGGCUGCUGCCGAGGACAAGGAGCGCUACACACGGGAGCUGCAGCAGUGGGUACGUCAGGCACACAAACAUGCACACACACGCAAUUCACUUAGCCGUCUUUUCGUUGUCGUGUCUGCAGAAGGAUGCGGGCGGCGUAGAGGACGACAAGACGUCUGGGUCAGUCGGGGGGCGGGCGGGCGGGCAGGCAGGCAGCCAGCCAAGCCGUGACACACAAUUGCAUCCCCCUGCACGACAUUGUUCAGUGAUGGUGCCGGAUCGGUGUUCACCGCCCUGCCCCUCUCCCGCGUAGUCAAGUGCAUCAAAUUUGAAGACGACGUCAAACAGGUACCACUCAUUGCAGACAGACAGACAGACAGACAGAGACGCGCAGAGAGAGGAGCUUGUGUGGAUGGCCAACCCUUCACUCACGUGUGCAUGCAGGUGACCAAGGCCGCCCAGAAGCUCAUAGGUGGCGCCACGGUAAGUGAAUAAAUCGCAGAGCUCUCCUCUUCACUCGUGUGUCUAUCUCACGGUACGUCUCACUGUGUCCCUGUAGGUGUUGUUUCUGCGUGCCCUGGCCGAGAGCGCCAGCCGCAAUCGGGGCACCAGACAGACCAUCUUCCUCGCAGACGUCGGUGAGUGGAGUGAGUCGGCAAACCCUCACUCACCUCAGCACCUACCCACCCAUCCGAUCCAUCCAUCCAUCAUGGUCUCUGUCUUUCUUUCUCUUUUUAGACACGGCGUCGUCGCGUUCGAUGCGUUUUCAUUUCCUGAAGGACAGCCUGGUGGAGUUGGCCAAUGCACAGGCCACCAGCAAGGCCGCCAAGGCGGCAAAGGCCGGCGGCGGCGGCGAGGGGCGAGAUGGGAGUGGGGGUGGCGGUGGGAAUGGGGCCAAGCAGCGCGCUAAGGGCAAGGGCAAGGCGCCGCAGCUCAAGGGUGAGUGGGUGGGAUAAUACACAGCUUAUGCACACGCGCCUUUCUUAUGUCUCUUAUUGUGCGUGGGUGCCUUCAGUGACGGAUCUGGCGAUCAACCCCUUCACGCUUGCGGCCAAGAACAAGAAGAAGCCUCCCCAAGAGCACCACCACCACCAGCCAGCCGACCAGGACAACCCCAUUGACGCAGACGACGACCACCAGCAGCCGAGUCCCUCAAACGGGGAGACUGGUAAUGCCGCUGCUGCUGGGGCUGGUGGUGCUGCUCAUCGUGGCGGCCGGGCUGCGGGUGGUGCGUCCAGCAGCGGUGGGGCUGUCAGUGGAAAGAAGCGCAAGGCUGCCGGUGGUGGUGGUGUCAAAAAGGGAGGCAACAAGAAGGCCAAGGCCGACAGACAGGCGGCCAAGGAGGGGCUGCCCCAAGGCGUCCAGCCCAUCACGGCCUUCUUCACCAGACACUGACUGACAGACGGACGGACCUACUAGUGC
Messenger RNA from Vitrella brassicaformis, 2589 nucleotides. The record is from the annotation of a GenBank genome assembly. NCBI's taxonomy places the organism in Eukaryota, Vitrellaceae.